CAUGGCCAUGGCUUGGCCAGUGCACUGAACCAAGCAAGCAGGCAGCCAUUUCGUCACCUCUUUCUUUUUUUCUCGCCGACGGCGAUUCGAAAACUGGGCGGCCGGCAACACGAUCCGACGCCCGUUCCGAUUGCCGUGCGUGCGUGCGUGCGUGGAAACGCGGAGCGGGCGGCAGUAAAGGACGGACACGGCCAACGAGCCGUGUGCCGGGACCAAGUUGGUGCCGUUCACGCGACGUGGCCUUGCCGCCGCGCGUCCCCCGCUAUAAAGCCCGGCCCGCGCGGUGCGCGCGCGCCUCGGCCUCGGCCUCGCGGCUAUCCUCGCCCACAGGCAGCACAGGCGUCCCGUGCCGCCGCGUGCUCGGACCGGACGGGCGGGACGGGAGCUUGUCCCGGACUCCGCCGCCUCUUCGUUUCGCCACGCGCGCUUCCUUCCGCCGGGGUGCCGCAGCGCCUCUGCGCGCGCGGCUCGACCUUCCGUGGGGGGAAACCAGGAGCGAGCGCGCAGAUGGAUUUGGGGCCAGAGCGGCUCGGCUGCGCGCAUUACAGGAGGGGGUGCAGCGUCGUGGCGCCGUGCUGCGGCGAGGUCUUCGGCUGCCGGCAUUGCCACAACGACGCCAAGAACUCGCUCGAGGUCGACCCGCGCGACCGGCACGAGAUUCCACGCCAUGACAUCAAUAAGGUUAUCUGCUCUCUCUGCACCAAAGAACAGGAUGUGCAGCAGAAUUGCUAUAACUGUGGGGCCAGCAUGGGAAAAUACUUCUGUGGAAAAUGCAAAUUCUUCGAUGAUGACGUCUCAAAGAACCAAUACCACUGUGAUGGAUGUGGCAUAUGCAGAACUGGUGGCGCGGAUAACUUCUUUCACUGCGACAGAUGCGGGUGUUGCUACAGCAACGUCUUGAAGGAUUCUCACUGCUGUGUAGAAAGAGCAAUGCACCACAACUGCCCUGUCUGCUUCGAGUAUCUAUUCGACUCGACGAGGGAUAUCAGUGUGCUGCAAUGCGGGCACACGAUCCAUCUGGAAUGCAUGAACAAGAUGAGAGCGCAUUAUCACUUCUCAUGCCCAGUGUGCUCGAGGUCCGCCUGCGACAUGUCGGAAACGUGGCGGAAGCUCGACGAGGAGGUCGCGGCGACGCCGAUGCCGGAGAUCUACCAGAAGAUGAUAUGGAUCCUGUGCAACGACUGCAGCGCGACGUCGAGCGUGCGGUUCCACAUCCUGGGGCACAAGUGCCCCGGGUGCAGCUCCUACAACACCCGGGAGACGAGGGCCGGCCCGGCGCCAGCCGCGUGCUCCAGGAUCUGAGCGGCGGAGAUCACAAAGACAAACGACGUCAGGGGGGGGGGGGGUGUUGAGUCCAAGCGUCCACAAGGGUAUAAGAUAAUCAUGGAUGGUCAUAGAAACCAAUCCAAUGAAAAAUUGAUCAAAGUUAUUCGAGAAUAGGAGACAAAAAUGGUACCAACAUGUCAAUAUCAAUAAUAUUCUCCAAAAGGUGGUAAUAAUGCAUGCUUUUUU
Molecule: messenger RNA, 1512 nt
Organism: Phragmites australis (common reed)
Lineage: Eukaryota; Viridiplantae; Streptophyta; Magnoliopsida; Poales; Poaceae
Product: E3 ubiquitin-protein ligase RZFP34-like
Exons: 11
Coding region: 508-1302 (264 amino acids)
Biological process (GO): ubiquitin-dependent protein catabolic process; protein ubiquitination
Cellular component (GO): nucleus
Molecular function (GO): ubiquitin protein ligase activity; zinc ion binding
Source: RefSeq, a predicted model, not a curated record